UUUCCUUUUAAAAAAAUGAAUACUUUGAUAGAUUAUUCUAUCUUAUUGAUAUUGCGAGUAUGCAUAAUAUUCAGGAGCAACCCCAAAAUCAGUACUUGAACUGAUGGAUGUGCAAGAUCUCACAUUGGCUCAUGUUAAAUCCCAUCUACAGAUGUAUCGGACCAUCAAAUCUACUGAAAAACCUACAACGUCAUCAGGGCAGUCAGAUACUUGUGAGAAUGGAACACAAGUAAACAGUGGGAGAGAAGCAACGGAUCUCCAAGGUCUAUGGAAUAACUCCUCAAGUGAAGCUCGGUUCCAUUUAAAGGCAAAGGCAUCAUCAGGUGUGGACAUUUCAUCCAAUGAGAAUAAAUGGAAGAAUAUGGAUGGAAGAUGUUCAAGCAACGAACGACUGUCGUCGGAUUCGUCAAGCCUCACAGGGACAAGACGAGAGACUGAAACUCCCAAUCUGGAUUUCACUUUAGCUACACCGAAUCUUUCAGCUCCCUAAAUUUCUAAUAUAUUUAUACUAAAAGUUGUCUAUGAGAAAAAAAAAACAAUAUAUAUGCUUACG
Molecule: messenger RNA, 553 nt
Organism: Camelina sativa (false flax)
Lineage: Eukaryota; Viridiplantae; Streptophyta; Magnoliopsida; Brassicales; Brassicaceae
Source: RefSeq, a predicted model, not a curated record